Messenger RNA from Lodderomyces oxycetoniae, 2970 nucleotides. RefSeq names its product phosphoinositide 5-phosphatase (gene INP51). Gene Ontology annotation, biological process: phosphatidylinositol dephosphorylation. NCBI's taxonomy places the organism in Eukaryota, Fungi, Ascomycota, Pichiomycetes, Serinales, Debaryomycetaceae. Gene Ontology annotation, molecular function: phosphatidylinositol-4,5-bisphosphate 5-phosphatase activity; phosphatidylinositol-3,5-bisphosphate 5-phosphatase activity. The record is from RefSeq and is a predicted model, not a curated record. Bases 1 to 2970 code for a protein of 989 amino acids. The transcript has a single exon. Gene Ontology annotation, cellular component: membrane; cytoplasm.
AUGAAACUAUAUUUCAAUGAAAAACCGAGAACUUUCAUAAUUACAACAAAUACUCAUGCUCUCAUUAUAAGACAUCCUAAUCCUAUAUACAAACAUAGAAGUAUAAGAGGACUUAUACCGCGGCACAAUCGUCGAGAGAACGAUAAAGAAAAUAACAAAGUCUUGGUAGAGUUUGUCAUUAAGGACUUUAUCAACUUUGCCUCAUUUCGAGAUAUAACGCCAAAAGUCGGCAAGUUGAUUGGGUUUCUUGGUCUCCUUAGUUUGAAAAGUAAAGUGUUUUUAGGAUUCAUUACAAAAGACGAGAUUGUUGCUUCGCCAACUGUUGAUGAAAAGAUUUAUAAGAUAACAGGAACUGAGUUUUAUUGUUUGAACAAUGAUGAGUAUGACUACUUGCUAGAUAGGGAAGAUGAAUACUCGGGAUAUCUGGAUACUGAAAGCACAAAAUAUCCCGCUGCCUCAAUUAGAAAACUCUUAUCAAGUGGCGCAUUUUACUUUUCAAAACAAUUUGACAUUACAUCCAAUAUCCAAGAAAGAGGAUUCACAAAAGCAGAGUUUCAAUUGAUAGCUGACUCUCCCUAUUUCAAAAGAUUUUCGUGGAAUAGCUUUAUGUUAGGCGAGCUUCUUGAAUUCAGAAACAGACUUAGUCCUCUGGAGCAGAAAAUAAUUGAUACGUCUGGCUACUUGGUUAUAAUAAUGCGUGGGUAUGCAAAGUCGGUAAACACUGAAGUCGCAGGUAGUGAAGCUUUAAUGACAUUGAUUUCAAAACAAAGUUGCGCAAAAGAAGGACCUUUGUUUGGAGAUUGGGGUUGCGAUGGAAAUGGGUAUGUUUCAAACUACCUUGAAACAGAAAUCAUCAUUUAUACUGGCAAGUUUUGUCUAUCUUAUGUCAUUGUGCGAGGUAACGUGCCAAUGUAUUGGGAGUUGGAAAACAACUUUUCAACUAAAGCCAUCCUAGCGCCCAGCGCCAAAAAGGUGAAUUUUCCCCGAUCUUUUGAGGCUUCACAGGAAGCAUUUACCAGGCACAUUGAUCGAUUAGCUACUCAAUUCGGGGACGUCCAUAUCCUUAAUGAACUAUCCGACAAAUCGUACAAAGGAGUCCUUAAUGCCGCGUUUGAAGAACAAAUAAAGUACUACUUUGAACAUCGAGAGCAGGCAAAUUCUGACUUUAAACUAGCAUACACGCAUCUCCCAAUACCGGCAUCUCGUGUAAAGAAGAUUGGAUAUACUUCUCAAAACCCUUCUGACAUUAUCGUUACAUUUUCAGACUCGGCGGUAAAUUUUGGAGCACUAUUUUAUGAAAACUCAACAAUGACUUUUAUCGGGAAGCAACUUGGUGUUUUUCGAAUAAACUCAUUUGAUAGUUUAAGCAAAGCCAAUUUCUUGUCCAAAAUAAUAAGUCAAGAAGUUAUCAAACUAGCAUUUCAAGAUAUAGAUAUAGAAUUAAACAAGGAUUUAUACACAAAGCAUGCAAGACUUUGGCAAGAAAAUGACGAGCAAAUAACAAAGUUGGUGCUAAAUUAUGUUUCCAAUAGGGACAAAUUGCAUACCAGUAACGUGUCACACGCAUCAUCGGUAAAGUCACAUAUUACUAAGAAAUACUUGAGUAGUGUUGUAGAUACAAACAAGCCGAAUGAAUUGGCACUUUUGAAAUUGUUGGGAAGAUUGCAAGAUCAACAAGCAAUUACUUUGCAUAAUCCCCUUCACGACUUUGUCGCAAAGGAGCUUAGCGAGCGAGAGGGGGAGUUUACAUCUGAGCUGGAUAUUUUGCUUUUUGCUUCAACUUUCAAUGUGAAUGGAACCAUUUUCGAAGGAGACAUUGAUGAGUGGAUCUUUUCCGAAAACAAAUUGCACGACUUGGUAUUUAUCGGACUACAGGAGAUUGUCAAACUCAAACCUGGUCAAAUGGUGAAUACAGACUAUAGGAAUAAAGCUCAAUGGGAAAGAAACAUACUUGAAUGUUUGUUGAAGCGUGAUAAGUAUAUGACAUUGUGGACUGGUCAAUUGGGGGGACUUGUUUUACUUUUAUUUGUUAAAGAAUCUGAGGUCAAAUAUGUUUCCAAUGUGGAAUUUUCAUUCAAGAAAACUGGUCUUGGUGGCGUUGCGGCAAAUAAAGGCGGCGUUGCUGUGAGCUUCAAGUUCUCGGAUACUAGUAUUUGUUUUGUAUCUUCUCACUUUGCCGCGGGACUCAAUAAUGAUGAAGAAAGACAUCACAACUACAAAACACUAGUUAAGGGUAUUCAAUUUUCGAAAAACAGGAGGAUACCAGAUCAUGAUGUUGUUAUUUGGGUUGGUGAUUUCAAUUAUAGAAUUAAUUUAACAAACGAGCAAGUCAAGCCGUUGAUAUUGCAAAAAAAAUAUACAAAGCUACUCCAAUAUGAUCAAUUGAACCAGCAAAUGGCCAGCGGGGAAUCUUUUCCCUUUUACGCAGAACAAAAGAUUCAUUUCCCACCAACUUAUAAAUUUGAUAAUGGUACAAAAGUCUACGACUCGAGCGAGAAGCAAAGAGUUCCUGCUUGGACCGAUCGUAUAUUAUAUCUAUCAAGAAAGAAUCUAAUCAAACCAAUUGAAUACAACUAUGCUCGAAAUAUUACAUUUUCGGACCACCGUCCGGUUUAUGCACUGUUUCAAGUCACAGUAAAGAUUAUAAAUCAAGCAAUUAAAAAGAGUAUCUCCAGUAAACUAUACGAAACCUAUAAAUUGAAGCAUCACGGAUUGCAAGAUAUAGCUUCUUUGUCAUAUGAUGUCGACAAACGACUCAUUGACUAUGAGAAUAGGAAUUUGCCGCCGCCAAGUUCAGAUAAGGACAAAUGGUGGUUAGAAGGUGGCAAACCCGCAAAAGUGACAAUUCCAAGUCUAGAUAACAAAAACAAUGACCUAGUUGUUAACCCAUGGAGUCCAAUUAAUCCAUUCACUAGAUCUAACGAACCAGAAUUUGUGUCAUUGAAAGAAUUAGAAGAAAUGUUAAAUUAA